This is a messenger RNA of Manduca sexta (tobacco hornworm), 862 nucleotides long. RefSeq lists its product as uncharacterized. The coding region runs from base 114 to 764 and encodes 216 amino acids. The record is from RefSeq and is a predicted model, not a curated record. NCBI's taxonomy places the organism in Eukaryota, Metazoa, Arthropoda, Insecta, Lepidoptera, Sphingidae. The transcript is spliced from 3 exons.
UGCAUACUUAGUUUUAAAUAUUACCGCCAGGUUGCAGUACUGUGCAUUGUUGACAAAAAUUUCGAAUUAUUCACAAAUUUUUAAUUUCUGUUAUUGCAAAUAUCAAAAACAUCAUGAAGAUUGAUACCAUGUAUAACGAAGAACAAGAACAAAUUAUUUCACAGUUAAUACAGCGUCAGAAAGAAGAAAAACUGGCUACAGCAACACUGGUAACCGAGACUCUCGCAGCACUCAAUAUAUCCGUCGACAGUCUACCUCAAAAAUCCCAACAAACUCUUCACCAACUCACCGUAACUCAAGCAUCACUUCACUUAGACAAAGUGGACCCAAUAGCUAUCUCUCUCCAACAAACCAAUCAAUUAGCCGACACUCUGGAUGAUGAGUAUGAAAUCUUGAAACUAAAACAAAAGAAUGCAGAGUUACAGAGAAGGAUAGAUGCGAAUAAGAAGUUUAUUGAAAGUUUGAGAAGGGAGUUGGAGUGGUCCAGGGAGUCGUUGGCGAAUAGAACUCCAGGACCUGAUGAUAUACAUGAAUACAUUAGGCAGGUGAAGCAAAAGGUUGCUUCUUACGAAGAGAAUUGCGAGAAAGCUAAGGCAAAACUAUCAAAACUUUCCGUGCCAGACGCUAUCAUGCCAAAGACAUUGUCUGGAUUAGUAGCAUCCCUAGAGACGCUCCGUAAGGAAGCAGCGUCUCUUCGUCAACGAGCCGAUGACGUCACACUCGCCAGAGACGCCAUAGACAAGCUGAAUAGGUUGAGGAGAUAGUUUGAUCCUUCGAGCAGGAUACAGGAGAUAAGACGGUAGUUUAAUUUUAAGUCAACAUUGUAAUAUGUAAGGUCUUUGUAUUAAAAUAUUUAUAUUUA